CUGCUGGUAUUCCCGGAUUUCAUACCGAGUCGCUUCCUGGAGGACUCGCUGGGUGCCACGGAGAUCUUUGUUGUCACAGACAGUUUAUUUUUAUUUUUUGAUAUAGCUGUCACAUGUAUCGGAUACGCAUAGAGAUAGGAUUAGAAAUGUUGUCUUGUUUUUUUGGAUUGCUUUUAAUGAUCACCUCGGCUGAAAAUCACACAGGUAAAAUCCCAGCCCCGAGAAACCUCACGACUUCCAUAAAGAACCCGUUUGAUGUGACGUGGUCAUGGAGCCCCCCACACGGUGUAGCUGCAGACAAAGGCUGUAUAAAAUACCUGUCUUCAUUAAACUCUAAAAAAUAUGUCUGGGAUUUCAGUCUGUCUCGGCAAGUUUACUUUGCUUUGAAUGAUGAAAUAACUUUCCAUGUGAAAGCAUUUAAUAAUUGUGAUUCCAGUAAGGAAGGUGAAUGGGCAAACAUAUCUCUUCCGGCACCACCAGGCGAUGUAGAAAGUUCAGUGAAAAAUUUCCAGUGUGUUAUCUAUGAGGAGGGAUGCAUGAACUGCACCUGGCAGCCUGGAACUAAACCACACUUUGCAUACAGCCUCUACUACUGGCAAACAAACCUGGGCGAACUGCAAAUGUGCCGCGAAUACAUCGUGAGUGAUGGUGUGAGGCAGGGUUGCCAUUUCCACAAAUCCAAAGAGCAGUGGAAUGCAUCCCAUAUUGUAUAUAUUCUAGUCAAUGGAUCCCAAGAUUAUGCUGAAAUCAGACCCUUCUACUCUGAGGUUGACCCACAAACAAUAGUGAAGCCUUAUCCUCCAAACAUUACAAGCAUAACGUUGAAAAAAAGAAAACUGUUUGUUGAGUGGACAGAACCAAGUCACUUCCCCGCGCAUUGCAUUGCCUUUGAUCUAAGAUACAAGGACAGCAAAUUGACACACUGGAUAGAUAUUACUGGAAUAAAAGACCCUAAAUUCAGCAUCAAUAUUGAUCUUCAGGCAAAAUACAUGUUUCAAGUGCGUUCCCAAUACAAUGUCUACUGUGGAAGCAAGAGCUUAGGUGAAUGGAGUGAAGUGAAAUACUAUGGUAAAACACCAGCUGAAAUGGACUGGACUGUCUACAUUAUUGUGUUAAUUGUUGCUCCUCUUGUGGUUGCUGCAGCAGCCAUUACACUUCUGGUCUAUCUCAAAAGACUCCAGAUUUUUCUGCUGCCUCCGAUCCCUGACCCAGGAAAGCUUUUCAAAGACAUGUUUGAAAGGAAUGGAGAGAUUUUGAACUGGACAUUGCAAGCAAAGGAAUGUCAGAUAUUCAUUCCUAAAGAAGAAGUCUGUAUCCCAGUUCUGGUGGAGCAGGAGCCAGAAUAAAUAUCAAAUUACCAGAACCUGAAGAGAACCAGAACUGGAAAAGGACCAGAAGAGUUAUUGUGAGACCUUUCAGAAAGAGAUUGGAUUUGACCAUCACUUUGAGAUCCUCACCUCAGUAGCAAUAUUUAGCUACCUUAUGGCUUUGUAUGUGAGGAAAACAAGCAAGCAGCAGUUACAGCAUGUACAGUGCAGAAAAGUCUACACCCCUUUUCAGAAUGUUGUUGUCUUAUAGACUGGAAUUAAAAUGCAUUAAAACUUUAUUUUUUCCA
Molecule: messenger RNA, 1615 nt
Organism: Polyodon spathula (Mississippi paddlefish)
Lineage: Eukaryota; Metazoa; Chordata; Actinopteri; Acipenseriformes; Polyodontidae
Product: interleukin-13 receptor subunit alpha-1-like
Exons: 11
Coding region: 114-1346 (410 amino acids)
Biological process (GO): cytokine-mediated signaling pathway
Cellular component (GO): external side of plasma membrane
Molecular function (GO): protein binding; cytokine receptor activity
Source: RefSeq, a predicted model, not a curated record